CUCUGUCCUUUUUUAAUAUAAAUAUUAAAUAAAAAUGUUAUAUCAUUUUGUAUAUGCGUGCAUGCAUGUAUGUGUGUGGUGGUGUGUGGGCGCGCGCGCCCCUGAUAUAUUCUUUAUCAAAUCAAUUUGUAAUAAAAAUUCUUAUAAUCUUUUUAAUGAACAUAUUUAUUUAUUUAUAAGAUAUAUACAAUUUCGUUCAAAUUUUCUAUCAGCAAACCUAAUUAUUGAUUAAAUAUCAGAAGAUAAGAAUUACAGAAAAUAUCGAAUUCUUUUUGCCAAGUAGGCCGAGGGUCAUUAUAAAAAUACAAAAUAGAUUUUGGACACAGCAAAUCAUGCAGGUUAUGCAGUUUCAAGUUUAAGUUUUCAUUACUGAUGAUAGCAGACUACAUUGAAUCGAUGCCAGUCGAUGCGUCUGCUAUAAGGGAGGAUUAAAGAUUUUCCAUUCGUAUGAUGAGGUGACGGAAACUUGCACGAUGUCCCUGCUAAUUCGAAAAUGUAUGCUCGAUAAUUACUGGCAAUACAGCAAGCUUGUAAAAUCAUCGAACGUUUGCGAACUACGUGUACUGCCGCUGACUAACCCGAGAGUCGCUUCAAGAAGUUUGUGCAGUGCACAUGGGAGCCCAAACAUUUUAAAUGAUAGAAUCAGAAAAUGUUUAGAUUAUCUCGCGAAGGAAUACAAGAGUGAGUCUUGGCAGAAACACAAUUUUGAUUUUAUCGAUUUUAACGCCUCCCGUUUAUUGAAUGAGAGAGUGCAACUUACAGAAGAUAUCAGGAGUUUACGAGAACUAGCAAAGCAGGAUGUCGAGAUGAAGAAGCUAGUCGAGGAAGAGAACACAUUGUACAAGGAACAACUGAACAAACUUGAUGAAAGAUUGUUGAAUACAGUACUGACCAAUAUGUGCAAGGAGUCGUACAACGACAUUAUUAUUGAAGUAGUGGCAGGAGUCGGUGGUCAAGAAGCAAUGUUGUUUGUUAAGGAUUUACUCGAUAUGUACAUAGGCUACGCCAAGUACUUAGGUUUAACUCUUGACGUGAUAGAUGCAGAAACAAGCGAGACUAACGGCAUUAGACACGGCAGCCUUAUGAUAUCCGGCGAUCAAGUCUCCAAGUUCAGGUACGAAGGAGGUGUUCAUCGAGUACAGAGAAUACCAGCGACAGAGAAGUCAGGCCGGGUUCACACGAGUACUGCCUCGGUAGCGGUCUUGCCGGCGCCGUCGGAGGUGGAUAUCGUGAUCAACGAAAAGGAUCUGAUAAUAGAGACGAAGAGGGCGUCGGGUGCUGGUGGUCAGCACGUGAACACCACAGAUUCUGCAGUAAGGAUAGUUCACGUGCCGAGUGGACUGUGCGUAACGUGUCAGCAAGAAAGGUCGCAAUUUAAGAACAAGGACGUGGCGAUGGUAAAGCUGAGGAGCUUGCUGUACGAGCAACAGACGAGCAAGCAGAUUUCGUUCACGAGCGAGCUGCGGCAGAAGCAGAUGGGAACGCGGCUGAGGAAUGAGAAAGUCAGGACGUACAAUUAUAACCAGGAUCGCGUGACCGACCACAGAUUGCAGAACGGAACUUUCCAUAACUUGGUGGAAUUUAUGCAAGGCGGAGCGGCACUGGAGGAACUGGAGAAAAGAUUGUACGACGACGUACGGAUGAAGACUUUGCUGGAAGUAGUAAAAAAACUGGAGACCCAACUAAAAUGACCACACCUCUUUUUCCAUAGUUAUCAAUUAGAAAAUAUCUUCAUUUAAUGUAAAAAAAAACUAUUACAGCAAUUUCUUUCUACUGGCGAUCUGGAGGAUGAUUCAAUGAUUAAUAAGAUAUGUAAAUACAUGCAAGAUAAUUUUCCAUAGUUUUUUUUAAAUUUUCUUUUUAUCUUAAUAUAAGAUAAUAAUUUUUAUUUUUGCGUACCAAUAAAAGGGCACGCAAAGAGUUAUACAGCUUGCACAAUAUAAAAGUAUAAACACAAUUAAUAUAAAAUUCGUAUUAUCAUAGCUUUUAAAUAUCAGUUAGUAUUUUAUCCUCACUUUCGUAGUAAUUAUAAAUGAUUCGCUUCAUGGCGAAUAUAAUUACUAUUCUACAUUUCCACAUACUUCGCUUUCCAUGUACCUGUCUUCGGCUAUUAUUAGGUUUAUGCAAGUAUCAUUGAUAAAUGAUAUUGUUAGUUGGUAAUACUCCUGUUACAUAACUACAACUUUAUAAAAAAGUCUAUCAACGCGUCCCUUCAUUCUAAAUUAUCACGAGUUUAGUUAUGCUUAGCCGAGAUGAAAGCUUUUGUACUUUGGCAGAGCUGUAGAAAGAAUUGUUCAUCAAGCAUUCGCUCCGCUAUCCUUCUUCACCUCUUCAGUCAUAGGAGUUGCUUUCUCAUCUUUUUCAUUUUCUAAGGAAACGAAGAAUUGUGCAGGUUAGAAUACCUCCAAAUAUUAAUUUUUUUAUCAAAUAAAAAGAAAGUAUUAUAUGCAACGU
Messenger RNA from Ooceraea biroi (clonal raider ant), 2454 nucleotides. It is a transcript of the gene mRF1, whose product is annotated as mitochondrial translation release factor 1. NCBI's taxonomy places the organism in Eukaryota, Metazoa, Arthropoda, Insecta, Hymenoptera, Formicidae. The record is from RefSeq and is a predicted model, not a curated record. Gene Ontology annotation, molecular function: translation release factor activity. Gene Ontology annotation, biological process: translational termination.